CGCGCGCGAUGGCGUCCAAGGCGGGCGCGCGCGCCGCGGGCACGGACGGCAGCGACUUCGCGUUCCGUCAGACCGUGGACUCCAAGUACCAGCGCGCGGCGGACGCGCGCGCGGGAUGCAAGCGCCUCCUGUCGCUCCUGCUCGUCUACUUCCCGGCGCAGCUGAUGUUUUACGUCGGUCCGAUCGUGAUGAACAAGGCGGACGUGGCAAACGGGCGAGGGACGCCGUUCGCGGCGUGCGCGUUCGUGGGGUUCGCGCUGACGUUCGCCGCGCACGCGCACGUGCGCGGGAACAAGCUGAACGCGCGAUGGCUGGGAGGGAUCACCAAGGCGAGCGAGCGAUGGAUUAUAUUCGAUUCGAAAAACGAUUCGAUUCUUUUUUCCGUGAUCACGUGCCUCGGGAUCUUGAACCUCGCCGGCGGCGUCGCCGCGCGCGCGUUCUCGCCGCAGGACGAAUCCACGGCGUGGACCGCGGCGAACGCGGUGGGAAAGGUGAUUCGAGUCCGACCGGGGAGGGCGUACCCCGCGGUGGUCGCGACGGAGCUGAUGCUCGAGAUCGUCGGCGCGUUCGUGCCGAUGGCGAUCGCGACCGUCGCGCGGAAGCUCGUCGUGUACAGCUCCCCGAGCGCGAAGACGCACUGAGACGCGCGCGCGCGUAGACUCGUAGACUCGUUUUAAAACGCGAAAUCGCUCUCGCUACCA
Molecule: messenger RNA, 701 nt
Organism: Micromonas pusilla CCMP1545
Lineage: Eukaryota; Viridiplantae; Chlorophyta; Mamiellophyceae; Mamiellales; Mamiellaceae
Exons: 2
Coding region: 9-641 (210 amino acids)
Biological process (GO): endoplasmic reticulum organization; vesicle-mediated transport
Cellular component (GO): endoplasmic reticulum membrane
Source: RefSeq, a predicted model, not a curated record